GUCUGCUGAUGGGCGGGGCGGCGGCCUCCUCCGCGUUGGGCUACCUCAGCUCCUGCGCCCCCAGCUCCUGCUCCCCGUCCUCGCCGCUGGCCAGCGGGGCCCCGGAUGUGGCGCCGGGCUCCGGGGCCUUCGCCGACCUCCCCGCCGGCGGCUCCUUCCACGCCUGCGGCCAGGACGUCGACUCCCCGCAUUUCAACACCUUCGACUUCGAAGGAGACGCCGACUUUGACGCAUUUGACUGCGGAGGAUUUGCCUUUUGAAAGGAACUGUGCACACUGCAAAAACAAGCAGUUCAGUAAAACCUACGGUCCUGUGAUGACCUUUAACCUGGGCUGGCAGCGGGUCGUCGUUCUGGUCGGAUACGACGCAGUGAAGGAAGCUUUGGUGGACCAAGCAGACGACUUCACAGGCCGAGCGCCGGUGCCGAUUCUGCACAGAGCCACCGGAGGAUACGGAAUUGGGAUCAGCAAUGGGAACCGCUGGCGUCAGCUGCGGCGCUUCACUCUGUCGACUCUACGAGACUUUGGGAUGGGAAAGAAAGGGAUGGAGGAGUGGAUCCAGGAGGAGAGCAAACACCUGAGGGCUCGCAUGUACACCUACAGAGGUGAAUCUUUCGACCCGACCAUCUUGCUGAGCCGCACAGUGUCCAACGUGGUCUCCUGCCUGGUGUUCGGACGGCGCUUCAGCUACGAAGACAAGCAGUUUGUGAAUCUACUGGCUGUCAUAACGAUGAUCGUCAGGUUCAACAGCAGCCCUGAGGCCUUGAUGUACAACAUCUUCCCGUGGCUCAUGGAGCGACUUCCUGGCAAGCAGCACGUCGUUUUUGAAAAGAUCGAGGAGAUCCGAGACUUUGUCAAGACGAAGAUCCAAGAACACAGAGACACACUGGAUCCCAGCGAUCCCAGAGACUUCAUCGACUGCUUCCUCAUCCGAGGUCAUGAGGAGAAAGAAAAUCCCUCCACAGAGUUCCACUACGACAACUUGGUGGCGACUGUGAUGGAUCUGUUCCUGGCGGGAACAGAAACCACCAGCUCCACCAUCAGACACGCUCUGAGUGUGCUGAUCAAACACAGACACAUUCAGGAGAAAAUGCAGGAGGAGAUUGACUCUGUGAUUGGACGGGAGCGAUGCCCCAACAUGGAGGAUCGGAAAUCGCUACCGUUCUCGGACGCCGUCAUCCAUGAAAUUCAGCGUUUCCUGGACAUCGUCCCCUUCAGUCUCCCUCACUACACACUGCAGGACGUCUCGUUCAGGGGUUACACCAUCCCAAAGGACACUGUGAUUGUGCCGUUGCUGCACUCUGUGCUUAAAGAGGAACAGCAAUGGGCGACUCCGCAUACUUUCAACCCGCAGCACUUUCUGGACCAGAACGGGAACUUUAAGAAAAACCCAGCAUUCCUGCCCUUUUCUGCAGGGAAAAGAGCCUGUGUGGGCGAGUCUCUGGCUCGGAUGGAGCUUUUUAUCUUCAUAGUGACUCUCCUGCAGGACUUCACCUUUACUUGCCCUGAAGGCCCCGACAGCAUCAACCUCAACCCGGAGUACAGCAGCUUCGCCAACCUGCCUCGUUCUCACAAAAUCAUCGCGACGCCGCGAUGAAAGGGGACAUUUCAGUUCAACUCCAAUAAUAAUUACAAUUUAACUGCAUUUACUUCACUAAUAUCUUGAUCCAACUAACACGACUGAAACAAUGAAGAUUUCGCAAAAAAAAAAAAAAAAUACACCAGCUCUUUCUUUCCAUAAAAAUGUUUUAGCAAAACAAAAAGCAAACUGGCUUGAAUCUUUCCGGACGUGGAUUCAAGCUGUGUGAAGUGUGGUUUGGGCCCAGCCACUCUCAGUCUUAUGUUUUGGACCUAUUCUUCCUUAUCUCAGUUUUGGAAAUCUGUUUUUGACUCACUUUCUGUAAUUACUUCAGCCACAAUACAGCGCUCUCCACUCGCUGCUUUAUUUGUGGUCCUCCCCAAAAACCAGUUACUGUCACCCCAUCAUGCUGACCUUGUGGCCUUCCUUACGCUACUGACUAGACGUAUCAUUCUGAUGCAUUGAAAGAAUCCUCUCCCACUCACACAUUCUCAUUGGAUAAAAGAUGCACUUUCUUUCAUGAAACUGGAAAAAAUUUAGGCAUACUGUCAAAGGCUCUGAAAUCACGUUUUCAAGAAGCUGGUCACCAUUUUUGGACCAUAUUAUGUCUUUGUCACUUGAUGUGACCCCAUGAGUGGUGCUCCCCCUGACGUCCCACUUUUAUUGACAUGUACCCUUUAACUAAGUCUUAUAACAAUUUUAGUAGCACAGACUACAUUAAGCCAUUUAGGUGCCCCGUUUUAGUUGUUUUCUGUCUAAUUUAUAGUUUAUUUACUUUCUGUUACCUCUGUUUGUUUAUUUUUUAGUUAUCUACUUUCUAUCCAAGUACUUAUGGAAAUGAUUGGUGGGUUCUGUUUAUGUGCUUUGUUUUAUUCUUGGUUCUUGUCAUGUAUUAGUUUAUGCUUAUUCUCCAAAGUACUGUCUCAAGUGUGACUUGAAUGUCUAUGCAUGUUGCUCAUUGUUAUGUGGAAAAUCUAAUAAAAAAAUGUUUUAGGCAAACAAAUAAAUAAAUUAGUUUGA
Molecule: messenger RNA, 2598 nt
Organism: Poeciliopsis prolifica (blackstripe livebearer)
Lineage: Eukaryota; Metazoa; Chordata; Actinopteri; Cyprinodontiformes; Poeciliidae
Product: cytochrome P450 2G1-like
Exons: 9
Coding region: 106-1596 (496 amino acids)
Biological process (GO): xenobiotic metabolic process
Cellular component (GO): intracellular membrane-bounded organelle; cytoplasm
Molecular function (GO): heme binding; oxidoreductase activity, acting on paired donors, with incorporation or reduction of molecular oxygen, reduced flavin or flavoprotein as one donor, and incorporation of one atom of oxygen; iron ion binding
Source: RefSeq, a predicted model, not a curated record